GGCAAAAAGAAUACACCUUUCUUCACUCCAGCAAUACCUCUUCGAGUCCCAAAACAGAUCCUUCGGACAUCAUGGCCAGCAAAGACAACGUCCUCUUCUCCGACAUCUUCGAUAUCAAGGACGUCGAUGGUGCAGGAAAAAAGUUCGACAAGGUCUCGCGUAUCAAUGCCCGCAGUGAGAACUACGAGAUGGAAUUAACGCUCGAUAUCAACAACGAGCUCUACCCUCUCGAAAUUGGCGAGAAGUUCUCACUUGUCCUUGCUACUUCCUUGUCCUUGACCACUACGGUCGGAAACGAUACCUCAGGAACUCAGGAGAGCUGGCGUGAGAAGGUCGGUGGCGAGAGAACCUUGGCCGAUGACUAUGAAUAUGUCAUGUAUGGAAAGGUCUACAAGUACGAUGAGGGUCAGGGAAGCAAAGUCUCGGUUUACAUUUCAUAUGGUGGUCUUUUGAUGUGCUUGGAAGGCGAUUUCAGACACUUGCAGAACAUCAGCUUGGGCGAGAACUUGUACCUGUUGAUGCGCAAGUAGACGAGGGCUCCAUCCAUUCCUCCCUUUCAACACCAACACUAGCACACUCAUCAUACACUCAACACCACCGAGAAUUCAUAAUAAACCACUGGAAAUCAACGCAUAUCAGAUGAACUUUGUUGUUCUAUCUGGACGCAAAAUACUAUAUCUAUUUUAACCAGCU
Messenger RNA from Gamsiella multidivaricata, 693 nucleotides. RefSeq names its product RNA polymerase I. The transcript is spliced from 3 exons. The coding region runs from base 72 to 530 and encodes 152 amino acids. NCBI's taxonomy places the organism in Eukaryota, Fungi, Mortierellomycota, Mortierellomycetes, Mortierellales, Mortierellaceae. Gene Ontology annotation, biological process: DNA-templated transcription. Gene Ontology annotation, cellular component: RNA polymerase I complex; RNA polymerase III complex; RNA polymerase II, core complex. The record is from RefSeq and is a predicted model, not a curated record. Gene Ontology annotation, molecular function: DNA-directed RNA polymerase activity.